ACUGAUAAUGUUGACAAUCAUUCAGUUUUGAACAUUGAAGUUUUUAACAAUUCUAAAAAUAUGAAGGCAGUGUUCCUACUGCCUUUGUUUUUAUUAGCAUGCAGUGGUUUUAUUGCUAAAAAUAAUGACAGGGAAUUAGAUUGGUGGGAAACUACUAUAUUCUAUCAAAUAUAUCCGAGAUCUUUCGCUGACAGUGAUGGUGAUGGAAUUGGUGAUCUAAAUGGAAUAACUUCAAAACUAGAGUAUAUCAAAGACUUAGGUGUCGGUGCGAUAUGGCUUUCUCCGAUGUUCCAGUCACCGAUGUACGAUUUCGGAUACGAUAUAUCGGAUUUCUACGCUGUUCACGAUGAGUACGGAACAAUGGAAGACUUUGACGCCCUUAUUGCGAGAGCUGACGAAUUAGUUGUUACAAAAAUAUAUAAACGCGUACAAACAUCUUUUAUGCUAACUGGAAUAAAAGUGGUGUUAGAUCUUGUACCAAACCAUACAUCAAACGAAAGCGUCUGGUUCCAAGAAGCACUCAACGGCAACGAAAAAUAUUACAACUAUUUCGUAUGGGAGGACGGGAUUAUUGACGAAGAUGGAAAUAGGCGGCCACCAAAUAAUUGGCUAAGUCAUUUUCGCGGGAGCGCUUGGGAGUAUCGGGAGGAGAUCGGGAAGUAUUAUUUGCACCAAUUUGUCGUCGGCCAGCCUGAUUUGAACUAUCGCAAUCCUGAAGUUGUGGAGGAAAUGAAUAACAUCAUCCGCUUUUGGCUCGGCAAAGGUGUUGCAGGAUUCAGAGUGGAUGCUGUAAAUUGUCUUUUUGAAGUUGAUAAGGAACUAUUUGGUGGAGUCUACCCUGAUGAGCCUCCAUCAGGCAGAAUUGAUGUAGAUCCUGGUUCACAUGAUUCUCUUUCCCACAUUUACACUAAAGAUCAGAACGAAACCUACUAUAUGGUGUACCAGUGGCGUGAUGUUUUUGAUGAAUUUAAAUCUGAUGGUUUCACAAGAGUCAUGAUGACUGAAGUGUAUGCGUCAAUCCAAGAUGUUGUAAGGUAUUUCGGGGAAGGACAUAUAGAAGGAGCUCAAAUGCCAUUCAACUUCGAUUUGAUCACUGAUGUGGAUGCAUCUUCUUCUGCUGCCGAUAUCAAACGAGCUGUAGACAAAUUCCUAACUUAUAAGCCUGUAGAUAAAGACGCUAAUUGGGUGGUUGGUAAUCAUGAUAACAGCCGAAUGGCAACCAGAUACGGAUCGGCUUUGGUGGAUGGAAUUAACAUGUUAGUGCUGUUACUGCCUGGAGUAGCGGUUACUUAUAUGGGAGAAGAAAUAGGAUUAGUAGAUGGCUACGUCAGCUGGGAAGAUACAGUAGAUCCUGCUGGAUGUAACACUAACGAUCCCAUCAACUAUGUCCAAUCCUCAAGGGACCCAGAGAGAACACCCUUCCAAUGGAAUGCUGAAAAGAAUGCAGGAUUUUCAACUGCUGACAAGACCUGGUUACCAGUGGCUGAUGGAUAUGAAACCCUGAACGUGGAAGUACAAAUGGCAGUCGAAAGGUCACACUUGAAAGUCUACCAGUUCUUAGCCAAACUACGCCAGGAGAAGGCCUUUAGAUACGGUCGAUAUGAGUCUGUUGCUAUGAAUCAAGAUGUGUUCGUCUUUAGAAGAUGGUAUAAUAAUGAUACUUAUAUCGUCGUUUUGAAUAUGAGAGACAAUGAACAUGUCGUAGAUUUGACGUAUUUCGAAAAUGUAUCCGGCGAAGCAGCUGUUCUGGUCAGAAGCAUUCAGUCGUUAAAGAACGAUGGUGACGUGUUUGAUGUUUCGGCACUACCAGUAGCAGGAUUUGAAGGACUGGUUUUGAAAUUAGUGUAAAAAUUUAAAUUGUAUACAUAAAAUGCAUUAUAUAUUUGAAAUGAUUCGGUUAAAUGACGUUAGGGUGUGAAGAUUAUUUAAAUGAUUUUGUAUUGAGCU
Manduca sexta (tobacco hornworm) is the source of this 1947-nucleotide messenger RNA. RefSeq names its product maltase A1. Lineage: Eukaryota; Metazoa; Arthropoda; Insecta; Lepidoptera; Sphingidae. Gene Ontology annotation, biological process: carbohydrate metabolic process. The transcript has 10 exons. The coding region runs from base 61 to 1848 and encodes 595 amino acids. The record is from RefSeq and is a predicted model, not a curated record.